This is a messenger RNA of Eucalyptus grandis, 3289 nucleotides long. RefSeq names its product COP1-interacting protein 7. The record is from RefSeq and is a predicted model, not a curated record. NCBI's taxonomy places the organism in Eukaryota, Viridiplantae, Streptophyta, Magnoliopsida, Myrtales, Myrtaceae. The transcript is spliced from 10 exons. Bases 176 to 3034 code for a protein of 952 amino acids.
GAAAAUGAAAGUAGGUAGGAGAGAGAGAGAGAGAGAGAGAGAGAGCCAAUGAAUGACAUGCUCUCAUCAGCUUUUCUCUGGCAUCUCUGGUUGCAGCCUGCUUAAGGAAGAAGGAGAAGAAGAGGAAAGCUCCUGCUUCACACUACCCUGUGAAAAAGGUGUGUGUGUGUGUUGAAUGUGUGUGGGAAUGGACUCGGGAACUGGUCUUGAUCAUGCUGUGUUUCACCUCACCCCGACUCGGACCAGAUGUGAUCUGGUGAUCUUCUGUGGAGGCACCCAAGAGAAGCUGGCUUCUGGGCUGUUCCAACCCUUCGUCUCCCACCUCAAAUUCGUGAAAGACGAGAUUUCCAAAGGUGGGUAUUCGAUCACUCUUCGCCCACCCGCCAAAGAUCUCUCCUGGUUCACCAAAUCCACCUUCGAGAGAUUUGUGCGCUUUGUUAGCACACCGGAAAUUCUUGAGCGUUUUAUUAGCCUGGAGAAGGAGAUUGGACAAAUUGAGAGUUCACUUCAAGAUUAUGACCUGGAUGUUGCGACUGUAGCUGGACAAGGAGAUGAAGGAAGCCCUCCAGCUGCGAAUUUAAGCAUAGUGAAGUUGCCUGAUUCUUCUAAGCUACAGAGUGAAACUGUUGAAGAAAAUAAUCAUCCACAAGAGGAAAACUCGAGGCUUCGUCUUCAACACCUUCUGGAAUCUCGGAAGGCAAUGCUCCUUAAAUCACAAGCGAUGGCAUAUGCUCGUGGACGAGCUGCUGGAUUUGAUAUGGACGAUAUGGAUGAACUUAUUUCUUUCGCAGAUGCGUUUGGAGCAUCACGUUUAAGAGAAGCAUGCCUUGAAUUUAAGAAAUUAUGCGAGAAAAAGCAAGCAGAUGUUCCUUGGAUGGAAGAACUAUCUGCAAUGGAGGCAUACGUAUCAUCAAACCUGUCAUUUCCUGCAAAUUCUGGGAUUAUGCUUGCUAAUGAAAUGAGUGCUCCUGGUCAAGGUGUCACUUUGCACUAUCCAAGCGGAGAUGGCUCCAAUGACACUGUUGCGGCAAAUGGGUUUCCUGGUGAACCAAAUGUUGAAAACGGGAAAGAUGAUAAUGUUUCUUCAACUCCAUCUGCCAAAGCUCAAAUGCAAAUUCCAUGGCCACAUCAGUUUCCUCCAUACAUGUACCCUAUUCAGCAAAUGCCUCCAUAUCCCGGAUAUCCUUUCCCUGUUAUGCAGUCUGGUCUUCCUAACAAUCCAAAUGGCAACAACCAAUGGCCUUUCAAUUCAGAAGCAUCGUAUCCUGAUAUGAAACGGGAGAAGAAAAACGUUUCCAAGUCAUCCUCAGAGAGGAAGAAGAAAACUUCACAUAAAGAAGAAGACGAAUAUUCUGAAGAAGAAACCCACUCCAGCAACUCUGACAGUGGGGAGGACUCCGGAGAAUCUGAUACAACUUCAGUACGGGAGAGGAGGCAUUCCUCUGCAGGGAGUACCCAUCGUCGAAAACACAAGAAGAAAUCCUCUCGGACAGUCGUCAUCCGUAAUAUUAACUACAUUUCAUCAAAGGGAAAAGAAGGAGACCCAGAUGGGGACUCUGCCGAAUAUUCUUCUAUCGAGGAUGAGUUGAUUGAUGGAGAUACUUUGAAACAGAGCGUCGAGGAUGUUGUUGAAUCCUUGAAGAAGAACCGUAAGACCAAGCAGCAUACUCACGGUAAAAAGGACAGAAACGACCAGAUUCUUGGGAAUGGUACAGUGGAUGCUGAGGAUAACGAUCAUGUGGACAACCAAUCUCCUCUGGGGAAUAAGACAAAUGACAACUGGGGUGCUUUUCAGACUCUUCUUAUGACAUCCACAGACAAAACUGACCAACCACCGUACUCUAUGGAUGAGCAAUCAAUGCUCAGAAGCUUCGAGAAUGAAUCUUCUUAUAUGACUGAACAGACUGUAGAACUGGGAAAAGAGAAAGUGGGAAUAAAACUGAAAGCUUCAGAGGAUUCGUUUUUAGCAACUAAGGAUAGGCGAGGGAUGGAUGGUAGUGUGAUCAACUCGAUGGAUUUUGGUAGUGUGGAGAAUCUCCGUCCAGGUUUGAAGAGGGCUGAUUGUGGUAAUGAGGUAAUGUUAAUCUCAGGAAGAACUGAGGAAUAUGGAAAGAUGCUGAAUCACACACCUGCUGGCGAUGUAGACACAUCUUUAACCAGAAUGAGGAAGGGUGAAGAUUCCUUUAUCGUGAACAUGAGGCCAUUACAAAGCGGAGAUGCAACUCUCAAAGAAAUGAUAUUUGACGGCAACUAUGCAUCCAUGGAGAAUCAAUCCGUCAGGCCUGGGAGAGGUAAAGAAGAUAUUGUCGUUGACGAUUCUAUCAUGAUACAAUCUCGGCCAACAGUCGAUGAGCCAUACAAUGAUUUCCACUUGACAAGAGACAUCAGCAUGGUUGCCGAGUUUACUUCCACCAUCCAACAUGAAAAUGGCACAUUAGAUAAUUCAGAAGAUAAGCGUGGCUUAUCAAAAUCCUAUGAGCCUGAUGAUCUUUUCAUGAUGCUCGAUAGGGACUCUGAAGUGGAUCCUGGCAAGCAGUCUUGGUCUAUGGACUCUGCAAUCAAUAUUUCGCUUGCAGAAGCUGAAAGGUUCUCUAGAAAUGAAGCAUGCGAUAACACUAAUGACAAGAAUGCUUUGGAUGGGGACACCAACUCUGGGAACAAAGAAGUCCAGGCAAAGAAAGAACCGGGUAAGGAUGCGAAAUCCAAAGUUGUACAGAGAACCAUCGGAAGGAGCAGACCUGACCUGACCAGUAAAACCAGGAAACCGAGUACUAUUACUCGACCAACUGUUCAAAAGAGCAAAUUGGAAAAGGAGGAAGAGACUCGGAAGAAGAUGGAAGAAUUGUUGAUUCAGCGCCAAAAAAGAAUCGCCGAAAGAACUGCCACGAGUGGAUUAACUUCAGCGGGUUCCAAGAAGUCACCUGCUGAUAGCAAAACCGCGAAAACGCCCACCAAGGUCGACAAGACUAAGUCUCCAUCCACAGGCAGGGUGAUAAAUAAAGUAAAUUCUCAGAACCGAGCCGUGCGUGUUUAGCCAUUCAUGGCUGCCUUGCCAGAAAGAGGAUAGAAUGUCUGAUCAGGACACAAAUUCAUUUGGUAUUUAGCUAAGCUUGUUGUGAUUCUUUAUUACGUGCAGAUAAGCACACUGUAUAAUCUAUACUAAUAAUCGUGGUUUUCAAACUAUUGGUGGUCACAUUGAGUUUAAUAAUAGGCAUGGAAACUUUACUUGGGGCUGUAAUGUAUGGUGGAAGUAUAUUUUAUGUAUUUUUUUUAUUUUUGGGUUUGUGUA